GAAUAUGAAGUUACCUUUUCUCACUCUCACUCACUGUCUUCUUCCUUUUAUUACCCUAUUACCAGUGUUUGCUUGUGUUGUAUUCUAUUCGAUUCGAUUCUUGUGCUUCUGCUCGUUCUCCUCAUCCACAACAAAACCAAACCAAACCAACACCUUCUUCACUCCCACCACCGAUUUCCCUCACACAAACACCGCCACAAUCACCAGAGGACGACGACGGUGCAAGAGAGUGAGAGUGUUUGAUUGAUUCCAAUCCAUAUCCAUGGCUUGUUCAAUUCGACCCACUCUCACUUCCUUUAGGUUUUCUUCAACUCGCUCCCUCUUCAACCCCUCUCCCUCACUCUCUUUCCUCCAUCUAUCCUCUGCAGUUCCACAAUCUCAUAGUUUUGGCCUGAAAGCAACCAGGCUGGUGAGACAAGAUGGAAACUCAGUGAGAGCCAUGGCGUCGCAGUCGGUUGCGGCGGCUGCUUCGCAAGAGAAUGUGCUGGAUUGGGUCAAACAGGACAAGCGGAGGAUGCUUCAUGUUGUGUACAGAGUUGGGGACCUGGACAGGACUAUAAAAUUUUAUACAGAAUGCUUGGGAAUGAAGUUACUAAGGAAGCGUGACAUACCGGAGGAAAGAUAUACUAAUGCCUUUCUCGGAUACGGGCCUGAGGACUCUCAUUUUGUUGUUGAACUUACAUACAACUAUGGAGUUGACAAGUAUGAUAUUGGAGCUGGAUUUGGUCAUUUUGGUAUUGCUGUUGAUGAUAUUGCAAAAACAGUGGAGCUAAUAAGAGCCAAGGGUGGCAAAAUAACUAGAGAGCCUGGUCCUGUUAAGGGAGGCAAAACAGUGAUUGCAUUUAUUGAAGACCCUGAUGGUUACAAAUUCGAACUUUUGGAAAGAGGCCCUACUCCUGAGCCAUUGUGCCAAGUAAUGCUUCGAGUCGGAGAUCUUAACCGUUCCAUAGAAUUUUAUGAGAAGGCUUUUGGGAUGGAGCUGCUUCGCACACGAGAUAAUCCAGAGUACAAGUAUACUAUAGCAAUGCUCGGUUAUGGUCCUGAAGAUAAAAGUACUGUUCUAGAGUUGACUUACAAUUAUGGAGUCACUGAAUACGAUAAAGGAAAUGCUUAUGCUCAGAUUGCAAUUGGCACAGAUGAUGUGUACAAAACUGCGGAAGCAAUUAAACUAGCCGGGGGGAAGAUUACUCGGGAACCUGGACCAUUACCUGGUAUCAGCACAAAAAUUACUGCAUGCUUGGAUCCUGAUGGUUGGAAGUCGGUUUUUGUAGAUAAUGUUGAUUUUGUUAAGGAGUUGGAGUAGAGUAUUUAGGUAGAUCAUCAUAGCAAUCUUGUGAGAUUGACACCUCUGUGGCUAAGAAUUGGUGUUUGAAGAAAAAUGUUUUGCAUUAGAGAAUGUAUCAUCAUAUUCAAGUUCGAUUUUGUAGAUAAUGUAAUAAUGAUUGUAGCAAUGACUCUUGUAGCAAAUGUCUUUAACUAUAUACCAUGAAGCAAGCUUGAGAAACACAUCUUUUAUA
This is a messenger RNA of Lotus japonicus, 1517 nucleotides long. Its product is annotated as probable lactoylglutathione lyase, chloroplastic. NCBI's taxonomy places the organism in Eukaryota, Viridiplantae, Streptophyta, Magnoliopsida, Fabales, Fabaceae. The transcript has 9 exons. Gene Ontology annotation, cellular component: cytoplasm. The coding region runs from base 263 to 1303 and encodes 346 amino acids. The record is from RefSeq and is a predicted model, not a curated record. Gene Ontology annotation, molecular function: lactoylglutathione lyase activity; metal ion binding.